Anguilla rostrata (American eel) is the source of this 4327-nucleotide messenger RNA. Its product is annotated as E3 ubiquitin-protein ligase ARK2C-like. Gene Ontology annotation, molecular function: zinc ion binding; ubiquitin protein ligase activity. The transcript has 8 exons. The record is from RefSeq and is a predicted model, not a curated record. Lineage: Eukaryota; Metazoa; Chordata; Actinopteri; Anguilliformes; Anguillidae. Bases 266 to 1384 code for a protein of 372 amino acids. Gene Ontology annotation, cellular component: nucleus.
UGAUUUAUUAUAGGCGCAAUUUGACAAAAGAAAGCCCCUUGUAGUGCACGUAAGUCCAUCCACCUGAUACGCUGUGUGAUUGGAUGCCUCACUGCCACAGGAAGCCAGUAUGUUUGCAUGGGUGCUCUGUGAUUGGCUCAUUCUCUCUUUGUCUACGAGGCAGCUGCAGAAUCUGCUUCACAUUUGAAUGUAUAGGGGAUUGGAAGGGACCAUUUCCAUGGGCCAUCUGUCUCACAGGCUGCAGCACUAACAAAAGGAUCCCAGGAUGGUUUUAGUGCAUGUUGGAUAUCUGGUUCUUCCUGUUUUUGGCUCAGUAAGAAAUAGAGGGGCCCAUUUCAACAGGCAUCAGCACAGCCAUGCUACCUCCUGCCGGCACCUCCACCUGGGCCCCCAGGCCCAGAUGUCACCUGACUUCCCUCUCCCCCACCCGGGCCAGCCCCAGCCCGGCAUGACCGCCCACCUGCCCCCCGCGCACCAGCAUGCCACGCAGCUCCAUCAGCCCCUCGCACCCCUGCCCACCCCGCAGUUCCAGGAUGUCCCAGGACCCCCUUUCCUACCUCAGGCCUUACACCAGCAAUACCUCAUCCAGCAGCAGCUCCUGGAGGCCCAACACCGGCGGAUUCUUCCACACUCCAGACGCACUCAAGAGCGAGUCCCCCUGCAUCCUCACCGGCUGCGCUCGGGCUACGACUACGCCCCCUCCAUGCACGUCCCUCAACCAAUGACACAGCAGCCCCGCUACCUGGCGGAAGGCACUGAUUGGGAUCUCAGCGUGGAUGCGGGCCUGUCUCAUCAUCAGUAUCAAGUCCAGCAGCUCCCUCAGCACUAUCAGCAUUACCUGGCAUCUCCCAGAAUGCACCACUUUCCCAGAAACACCUCGUCAGCACAAGUGGUUGUCCACGAGAUCAGAAACUACCCAUAUCCUCAGCUGCACCUCCUGGCACUGCAGGGCCUAAGUCCUUCACGCCAUGCGUCUGCUGUUAGAGAGAGCUAUGAGGAGCUGCUGCAGUUGGAGGACAGGCUAGGAAGCGUGAACCGAGGAGCCGUUCAGACCACCAUUGAGAGGUUCACCUUCCCUCACAGUACAGAAGGGGGUCCAUCACAGCAUGCCAUAGCAAACUCUACAGGGAUUUCCAAUCAGUGUUUCUGCACUGUUCCACAGAGGAGACCCCAGGAGCUGAAAAUAGCCAUGGAUGAGGAAGAGUCGGACAUGGAUGAGAAAUGCACAAUCUGUCUGUCCAUGCUGGAGGACGGAGAGGAUGUCAGGAGGUUACCAUGCAUGCACCUCUUCCACCAGGCAUGUGUAGACCAAUGGCUUGCCACCAGCAGGAAGUGUCCCAUCUGCAGGGUGGACAUUGAGACCCAGCUGACGCCUGACAGCUGAGGUCUCCUCUGUCGUAGAUCCUGGCUCUGUCCUUCCUCCCCCACUCCUCAGGCAUGUUGCCAAAUGUUUCUAGUCUUCAUUACUUCUGACCCUGCCUUCUGAGCCAACCCAAGACAACUGCAGUAGGGUGGGGGGAAAGCACACUUGUCGAAAUUGAAACAAAAAAUGUAAAAAAGAAGGCUUUUUGAUUGAAAAGGGAAAUGGGACAUAUAUUCUGAUACUGUUAUGGGGAGGGGGGGGGGCAUAGUGUUUUGAGGGAACUGGUUUAAACUCCCCCCGAAUAGGGUGAGUAGCACAUCUUUUCUUAAAGCCAUUUCAUGAUGAAGGUACUAAGCAAAAACAGGAAUCCACAUCAUGCAGUCCGAAGUCUGAUAAGGAUUUGCACUGACACCUCCCCCCUCCCAUGACACCUCCUGUCAGAACUAAAAAAAAAGGCUGGCCGCCAUCUUUGCCUACAGAGCAUUCGUAGCUAUAGUGUUGUGAAAAAAAUGGUUUUGCAUUUCGAAGCUUCUGUUUUAUGGACAUGGGGAGGGGGGUUACGCUGGGUUCUCAAAUUCCAUACAGUUACUACUUACUGCAAUAUUGUAUUAGCUUAAGCCUGAUGGUGUUGUGGGAUAUACACCAUGUUCUCGUGAGCACAGGUAUUUUUACACAAGGACUACUUCAGCGCAGUAGUGUUGGAUGGCAGAAACUCAGGACGGGAGUGAAAGUGAAUGCCAAAUCACCGAAGAAGGAAGAAGCGAUGUGUCUGAUGUUGAGCUGAGAACGUGAUCGGGGUGAGGGCUUUGGAGAAGUUUAUGGUGUGUCAGAGUGCUUACUAGUGCUUACCAGUGAGUGAGUACAAAAAGCCAAAUACAUACAAAAGAAAUGAACCAGACAAACACUGGCCUUGACCCCCCUGUUGCACACAGUGCUGAGGGAAAAGGGAUUUCUUGGAGACCACAUGUACACAUUAGUGGCGACGGAAGGGCAGUCGUCCGGGCGACGUAAAUUUGCUGCGUUCCCGUUUAGCGCCUCUGCGUUGUGGAGCAGUGCCCUCAAAUGCAUGUUUCGAUGUUGGCUUGGGCUGUUUCGUUCGCGUGAAAUGAAGAGGGGUUGUCUGUGCAUGACUUAGUUAUCCGAGCAACGUGACUUUCUUUCUCAAAGUAACAAAUCAACAAAACCUUUUUUAAAAAAAAAAAAACAAGCACGAUGUAAAUGGCUAUCACUGACAUGAAGUAGCGUGUCUUCAUCUUGUCAUUUCAGUGACCACUGGUGGAACCCUCUUGUGAUGUAUACCUUAUUGCCUAAAGAACAAGCACAUGUGAUAGAUAUAGCAACAACCUCUUUUCUUCUUUUCCUUUCUGUUGGUUUCAAUAGGUAUGAAAAAAAAAACAUCCAGUGUUUCGAGAGAAUGAUGAGCUAGUGUGUAACUUGUGUCUUGGUGUAUCAGAUCUUCCCCGUGGUUGCUAUGCUGUAUUGCUAGAAAAACAAUGUAGAAUGUUCUGUGACGGAAGCAGUCCUCUCUUUAUAUCGCGCACAGACAGUAGAGCGGUGUGGGCGCAGGUCACUUAAAGAGACACGAUUGGGAACAAAGAAGCCAUCUGUUUGAGAAAACCAAACAAUGUCUCUCAUCUGUGUCUGUUUCAUUUAGCUAUGAGAUUGUUAAUGUAUCUGUCGGUCAUCUUGUAUGUAUUGUUCCCUGUCUGUCUGUCUGUCUGUCUGUUAUGUCAAACUGGACAUGAAGUUGGUGAAGCAGCUCCAUGUUCACUUUAAACCAAUCUGAAGAAAUAGCUGUGAUGACGCUGCUAUUCUAUUUAUCACUGAUUUUUGAGUGUGCUUUUUGUGUAACUGCACUAUAGUCUUAAUUUGCCUCUAUAUGAUUUUGUAAGGGUAUUUGUGACUCUGCUAAUGCAUCUGUGCCCAGUAGCUUUUAUUGCAGUUCAUUCCAGGGCAACCUUGGAUGGAAAUAUUGUCUUUGACCCUCUGUCCCUGUUGGAGAUCUUCUCAAAGCAAACAGCACAGUAAAGCCAUGCUCGAUCAUGAUUAACUUAUUAGGAGGAAUGUAGCAUUUGUUUAGCCUCCUUUUAGACCAGAAAUAUCAAACCUGUAAGGUCCCCUGUACUAUCCUUAUUACACCAGAUUACACAUAGAAUGCUUUCGUAUGAUGCUGCCAGAAAACAAGCAAACAGACAAAAAAAAUAUUUGCAAAAAUUCUUAAGGCAAUGGGAACUUUGCCUUGUAAUUGCACUAAAACAGGGCAUGGCUCUGUUGUCCAUCAUUUUCAAAGUGAUUUUCUGUAGCUGAUACUGCUGUUACAUAAAAAUUAUUAUCUGGGAAGAAAAGAACAAUUAUUUUUGAGAGAGAUUCUGAAAGAGAAAUUUUAGGUGUCAUACGUGUGACUUGCAUGGUAGAGAUGCUGAUUUCUUUGGGAUUCUCCCAUACUGGUAUGGAAACUUUAUACAUAGGUAGCGUGCAAUGUUCCAAACCCACCAGCUUUUCAUGACCUACAAACACCACUACAGUCGCGUCCGAUGAUAUAAAGAGAAAAUGACCUGCCUCCUCCUUCGUGGAGUUUUCUAUGGGAAUUUUUGAUAGUUUACACAGGGUGUUGUGAGUUGAAAUGCCUUAAGUAUUUAACAAUCAUAAUUUAUUACUAACUGUAGAUAUUGUGGGUACGUAUUUAAUUUUUUAAUAGUUUUUCUUUUGCAAUUUGAAUCAUAAUUUAUUUAUUUAGAAAUAACACAAAAAUGAUUAAAAAACUAUUACCUCAUUUUGCAUUGUUAUAUGGGAAUGCUUCGCAUGCAGUUGUAUUUUUUAGAAAACUGACAUAAACACAAACACACAAAAAAAGCAAAAAAAAGUCAUGUUUUAAUUUACCAGAUCUGGGUUGUGUGAUGAAAAGUGUAUUUAUGUGGUGCUGUCUAUCUUGGUUACAUUCCAUUAAAUGCAAUUUCUAUGAUC